AUGGUCUACGAGACGAUUCAAGAGGAGCCUAGCCAAACCAAUUUCAGUGGCAUGACAAAGGACCAUAAGCUCGACAUGAUCAUCGCUAUUCUUGUGAAAUUGGAGGAAAGAUUAAAAGUGGUAGAGAAGGUCCUGGGAAUUGAAUAUCGCAAAACAGAUGAACAAAGAGAGAGCGAUAAACCAGAGCAGGAGACUCAAGAAAAAAAGAGCCAAGAUAAAGAGUCUAAAUCAGCUCCGAAUUUUAACCUUCUUUCUCCAGAAGGUCCUAGUCAGAAAAAUAAGGAGAAGGAGGGCGGGAUUGAUGACGACAAGGUGGUUAGAAACAAAGAAGAAAAUCCAGAAAUCAUACCACCCUACAGAAGGCCAAGAUCAUCAAGAAAGCCUAAGAAAAAAGCGGUUAGAAUUUCAAAUUCAGAACUUUAUUCGAUAAAUUAUAACCUUUUUUAA
This is a messenger RNA of Arabis nemorensis, 447 nucleotides long. Lineage: Eukaryota; Viridiplantae; Streptophyta; Magnoliopsida; Brassicales; Brassicaceae. The record is from the annotation of a GenBank genome assembly.